AUGCCUUCACAUGUUGCACUUCUCAUUGCCAUCACCUUUGUGAAAAAUGGUCGCCUUUGUUCAUACGGUCUUGCUAAAUAUAAGAUCUCAAAUGAAACCUCUCAAAUAAUUAGAUGGAAGUAUUUCUUUCUCACGAAUGAACAACCUCAGCUAUUUACAUCUGGUGACCUCGUAUUUAUUUCAGGCAAAUAUGUGGUUGAAAACUCUGAACAAUGUGUCACCAUUACGUAUGCAAGUAUUAUUGAUACCGGAAAUCCUAACCAUGAAUUUGAUGUCAGUGAUGUUCCUAUAUGCCUCCCUCAUUGCAUGUUCUCUGUAACCGCUAACCGUAAACCAAAAGAAAUUGAAGAAUAUAUCCAUUUCGGCGUAGAAAGUAUCGAAUAUAACUCUGUCACUGGUACCCCUGAUAUUAAAAUGCAGAUGAUAGUUUUUUAUUCUUCUCGGGCUACUAGGUUUCAAAAAUAUCUAGGUACUUCAGGAUCGAAUAUCAAACUAGGUAAUACUUAUUUUGUAUCAGGUCUUUUUAAGUUCUCGACAUCCGGUCAGAUGAUUAUCGAGGCAACCGAUAUCGACUAUUUAAAGACUACAAAUUUAAGUUACAACCCUUUCGAAAAUUUAUUCUCAAUAAAUUCUGGACCGCGAUCUAUUAUUGAUAUUGUUGCUGAUGAUGUUGAAUCGAACACUGCUGAAUUCUCUGCUUCUUCAGUUAAACUUAAUAGUAUUAACGCUUCUAAGUCGUCAGAGACUUGUGCCAGUGCCAGUACCGAAGCUAGCUCCCCCCAUGAAAGAAAAAAGUCCCGUUAUCAACCAGACUACGUUGAUCUGGAUGCUCAAGAUGACGAAAAAGACAAACAACCUGAAUUUGAAGACGAUGAUGAGUUGGACAAUGAUGUUCAAAUUAAUGAAGAACAAGAAGAAAAUUUACAACCUAGGAAACGAAAAAGGAGUAUUAGAAUAAAUGCGAAAGGAAAAAAAAAAAUCACUGAAAAAAGAUAA
Messenger RNA from Scutellospora calospora, 996 nucleotides. NCBI's taxonomy places the organism in Eukaryota, Fungi, Glomeromycota, Glomeromycetes, Diversisporales, Gigasporaceae. The record is from the annotation of a GenBank genome assembly.